AUGAUCACUUCACGCUUUGCAGCAGCAAUUUUUGUCCUUUCUCUCGCCUCAAAUGUGGCUUGCGUUGGAGCUUCGUCGUCUCUUCAACAAGCAUUGGAUAACGAUACACAGACUGAGCCGCCCGCUCUACACACGGCGACCCUUACCAUCGAACAAACCUGCAAUGCAAUUUAUGGCGCUCCAGGCGUCGCCCUGAUUCAAACAGAGAUAGGAAACGCGAUAGCGAUCAUCACCGCUGCCAGUACAGCUUUCAGAGCUACGCCAGACACCGCCCUGUCAGGACCCUACGGUCAAGCGUUCAUGCCGUUCAAUAGCUUUUGGUUUCCUAAACUGCCUGGUAUAACAGACGCCAGGGGGUAUGUAGCCGAAUACUACGCUCGUAUGGCACGAGCCACCAGGCCUGGAUCAGUAGACGAGCACGGGGAUCCGAUUAAAGCUCUAUUGAUCAGCUGUGAUCCAGGCCAUUUCAAUAAAGACGGUAGCAAAGAAUGCAACGAACAAUUUGCAGUCACACGAGAAGAUCUGAAUCGUAUUACUCUUUGUCCUCCGUGGUUUACGGACCAGAUACAGGCGCCCCCGACGACUGCUAUCACGUGUCGGAAUGGAGCGGUUCUUGAAAGUUACAACAGCAAGGAUGUCCAGGGGUACAAAUACGGCGAUAAAGAUUUUAUACUUACAAUCGCAUACGGAGUACAGAUUUGCUAUGACUUAGCACAAGGCUACUUCAAGCCAAAGAGUGGGUUAGGUGAUACCAACGCUCCCUGGGAAGCGGUGCUGAAUGCGGACAAUUGGACCUGGCUGGCUGAAGUUAUUGCAGAGCUCAUAACGCUGAGUGGAUAG
This is a messenger RNA of Bacidia gigantensis, 840 nucleotides long. RefSeq lists its product as uncharacterized. Lineage: Eukaryota; Fungi; Ascomycota; Lecanoromycetes; Lecanorales; Ramalinaceae. Gene Ontology annotation, molecular function: metallopeptidase activity. The record is from RefSeq and is a predicted model, not a curated record. The transcript has 3 exons. Bases 1 to 840 code for a protein of 279 amino acids.